Phycodurus eques (leafy seadragon) is the source of this 1971-nucleotide messenger RNA. It is a transcript of the gene c1galt1a, whose product is annotated as core 1 synthase, glycoprotein-N-acetylgalactosamine 3-beta-galactosyltransferase 1a. The transcript has 3 exons. Gene Ontology annotation, cellular component: membrane. Lineage: Eukaryota; Metazoa; Chordata; Actinopteri; Syngnathiformes; Syngnathidae. The coding region runs from base 234 to 1193 and encodes 319 amino acids. The record is from RefSeq and is a predicted model, not a curated record. Gene Ontology annotation, molecular function: N-acetylgalactosaminide beta-1,3-galactosyltransferase activity.
CUCAAGUGCCAAUCAGACAUCAAAACACUUUGUGGGUGGGGGGAGUGAGGAAAGAGGGUCAUUUUCAUUUUUGAAGUAUUUAUCAAUGAAGAAACAAAUUGGGACACUUUUCUCAUCCAGGGCAAAAGGGCUGCUGCGCUUUAUGUGCAUGUGCCGAGAUUCUCUGUUCUGGAAACUAACCUUGUCAACUAUACAUACAGUAAAUAUAUAGACACGUUUGACAGGUAACCACAAUGAGAAUUUGGUCACGUUUAAUCUUCAUCACAGGAUUUCUGAUCGGAUUUAUGUCCCUGCGAUAUUUUAUGGACUCGGACUUGCCCAAAAACCAUUCCCAGGAUGCCCGGCAAGGAGACAGACUUGGACACAAAGGUGUCAACUUGUCUUCAGCAACAAAUUCUUCACAAACAACCCGUAUCUUGUGUUGGAUCAUGACAGGGCCCAAGAACAUGGAGUCCCGGACCAAGCACAUUAAGGAAACAUGGGCAACGCGCUGCAAUAUAGUGUUGUACAUGAGUUCUGUUAACACUGACUUCCCAACUGUGAAGCUGAAUGUCAGUGAGGGGAGAGAGCACUUGUAUUGGAAGACCAUCCGUGCCUUUGAGUACAUCUACCAACAGCACCUGGAUGAUGCAGAUUGGUUCCUAAAAGCAGAUGAUGACACAUACGUGAUUGUAGAGAAUCUACUCUACAUGUUGUCUCAGCUUGAUCCUGAGAAGCCUUUGUACCUGGGUAGAAGGUUUAGACCUUUCAUCAGUCAAGGGUAUAUGAGUGGUGGAGCAGGCUAUGUCCUUAGUAAGGAAGCACUAAGGAGAUUUAUAAAAGGUUUCAACACAGGAGCAUGCACCCAUUUCUCUUCCAUAGAGGACAUGGCUCUGGGGAAAUGUAUGGAGACAAUGAAGGUGGAGCCAGUAGAUACCAGAGAUAUGAAAGCAAGACAGACAUUUCAUCCUUUCCCUCCAGAACUUUACUUGGUCAGACAGUUCAAAAGGAAUCCUUGGUAUCUGGAAUAUGAGCACUACCCUCGAAUUCAAGGUCCAGGUUGCUGUUCAGAUUUUGCUGUGUCCUUCCACUACAUUUAUGAUGUUCAACUUUAUGCUUUGGAGUACCUGGCAUACCAUCUGCGGCCAUAUGGAUACAAAUACAGAUUUAAUUCCUAUGAAUUUAGAUAUUUUAAUGGCACAAAACAAUUGUGAAACAUUGCAUUUUCCAAAUAGCCUGUUAAUGUUUUGGCAGAGAACACAUUGCAGGCAUCAUCAAAGUUUUAAAACCUGUUAAUUUAUUUAGCUCUGUUUAACUUAAAAUGUGUAACAGGUGAUAGUCCGCAAUUAAAGCUUGUCUUUUUUUUUUCUUAACAGUGAACAUUUUUGGAAACAUCUUUAGUUCUGUCAAUUAAAGAGGGCAUAUUAUAGAAAAAUGCACUUUUGAAUUGGUUGUACUGUAUACAAAUAGAUACUGUAUACUGUGUAUUCAAUUAAAUAUAGGUUGAACAUGAUUUGCAAAUCAUUGUAUUCUGCUUUUAUGUAUGCUUAACACAACGUCCCAACUUCAUUGGAAUUGGGGUUGUACAUGAAAGAAAUGGAAUAUAAAGCCAGUCGGGCUCUGAGAGCAACAGAUUCUGGUCAAAUAGUGGAGUCCAAAGUAAAGAUGGUGAAGCAGCAUUUAGCUAUUAUGCUGGACACAAAUGGAAUAAGUUGCCAACAGAAGUGACGUCAGCCCCAAGUGUGCGUGUUUUGAAGUCAAGGUUAAAAACUUUUCUUUUUCCCCGUGCUUUUCAGAGCAUUUCCACUUUCUUGCACUGUAUGCUGUUUUAAUUGUAUUUUUAUUUGAUUUUUGUGUUUCUCUUUGUUUUGAAUGUUUAUAAGCUGUUUUUUCUUUGUUUUUUUUCAAUGCUUUUAAUCAUGUAAAGCUCAUUGACUUACCUUGUGUAUGAAAUGCGCUAUAUAAAUAAAUUGGCUUUGCUUUGCUCAAUCA